This is a messenger RNA of Camelus dromedarius (Arabian camel), 4326 nucleotides long. RefSeq names its product membrane metalloendopeptidase (gene MME). Gene Ontology annotation, cellular component: plasma membrane. Gene Ontology annotation, biological process: protein processing; amyloid-beta clearance. Gene Ontology annotation, molecular function: metalloendopeptidase activity. The record is from RefSeq and is a predicted model, not a curated record. NCBI's taxonomy places the organism in Eukaryota, Metazoa, Chordata, Mammalia, Artiodactyla, Camelidae.
GUGGAUAAGCGGAGCAGCUGUAGUCAAUGCAUUUUAUUCUUCAGGCAGAAAUCAGAUAGUCUUUCCAGCUGGCAUUCUGCAGCCUCCUUUCUUCAGUGCUCAUCAGCCUAACUCAUUGAACUACGGGGGCAUCGGCAUGGUCAUAGGACACGAAAUCACCCAUGGCUUCGAUGACAAUGGCAGAAAUUUUAACAAGGACGGAGACCUUGUUGACUGGUGGACUCAAGAGUCUGCAAAUAACUUUAAAAAGCAAUCCCAGUGCAUGGUGUACCAGUAUGGAAACUUCUCCUGGGACCUAGCAGGUGGACAGCAUCUCAAUGGAAUUAACACACUGGGAGAAAACAUUGCUGAUAAUGGUGGUAUUGGCCAAGCAUACAGAGCCUAUCAAAAUUAUGUUAAAAAGAAUGGUGAAGAAAAAUUACUUCCUGGACUUGACCUAAAUCACAAACAACUGUUCUUCUUGAACUUUGCCCAGGUGUGGUGUGGGACCUACAGGCCAGAGUAUGCGAUCAACUCCAUUAAAACAGAUGUGCACAGUCCAGGCAACUUCAGGAUUAUUGGGACUUUGCAGAACUCUCCUGAGUUUUCAGAAGCCUUUCACUGCCACAAGAAUUCAUACAUGAAUCCAGAAAAGAAAUGCCGGGUUUGGUAAUCUUCAGAAGAAGCAGUGCAGCCCUGGGCUAGACUUGCCAACAUCACAGAAAUGGGGAACUCUAUCCAAGAAAAAAAGGGCCAGAGAAGUCACUGUAACUACAUGGAGGUCAUUCACAGAGAUGAGAGCAUUGUGAUAAAAUGAAGUUAGGUUAUGCUGGGAAAGGUGUGGAGGGUGGAGGGGUCUAAUGUCUAUCAAAUCAAUCACUGCUCACUGUGUAAAUAAUGCUUAAUAUCUAAAGAUAAUACUACCGUUCAUGUCUAUUUCUCGUAUGAUCUGCCAGUUUGAUGUUGUCUCUUGAUGACCGGGACUUCUAAUCACAGGGAGAAAGAUGAGGUUGAGGAAUUCAUUCGGCACCAAAAGCACAGCACCCACGUGAGAGUUAAACACCCGUUGCCUGUGUGCUUAUUUUUACUUUUACUUACGACAUUUAUACUCCUUCAGGGCUCUUCCAAAGAAUUCUUAUACAUAGUGGGGCCUCGGGACUUAAUGUAGUUUUAAUCUAUUUUUGCCAGUCAUCAGUUAUCCAUUCUGAGAGCUUUGUGUUUUAAGCACUCUUAGGGCUAAAAUGAACGUCUGAAACGGUUUCUGCUGUUACUGCUUUGACUGAUCAUGAGAUUCUUGAGGCUCCCUGCAGUUUUCUAAGCAACUUCUUGUUCUCUCUCUCUCAAAACUUGGCCUUUUUAAGAGAUUUGUAGUAAUGUAUAAAUAAUUUUUAUAUUUAAUUAUUAAUGACAUUUAUGACUAAGGGAUUGUUAUUAUAGGUAACCGUUGAAUACUGAACCUCAGACUGAGAUAAAGAGUUAUGAACCAAAAUCUGUAAAUCACAGAUGAAGAUUUGAGACUUUUUAAACUUAUAAACCAUAUUGAUGAAAAGCUUUAAGCAUAAACUUUGGGGUAAAAAUUGCCAUGGGACAGUGGUCUAAAGAUACCUAAGAGUUGUGGUUUACAAGCAGGAUUUUCUAAAUUAAAUCUGUCCCUGAAGGUGGCUGUGAGAAAAGGGCAAAACCGCAUCUCUGUAGCUCUGCGUCUCCUUAUCUCUUCAGGUUUGUCCUCUGAUGGAAGUAUUUUGAUAAUAAAUGGAAAUUAUGAAUUCAUUACUCACUAAGCUUAUUGUGCCAGCCAUCUAGCUUUGGAAAGUGCAUUUCUGAAUAGACAUGAGAGACUCCGGUGCAUCCAGUGGGCCUGCUUCUAAAAUUCUAACUCGCGUACAGUUCUGGGAGGGGGACGGCAGCCCCUGAUGGCAGCUCGUCUCUUGAGGCUUUUAUGUUCUCUUUUCCUGUCCUGUUGGCUAGUUUAAUUCAUUUCAUUACUUGAUUAAUAUUUUACAAAAAAGGUCCAAAAGCCUUAUUUUUUUUCUUAACAAAACACGGAAAUGAAGGAAUAUCCAAAAUAGGAGUGCUGGUUUUUCUGCCUGUUGAAAAAUGCCCACUUAACGUGUUUUUUCAAAGUAGAAUUGAAAUAUAACAUGUAUACCGAAAUUUCAUGAAGCUUAAGUGUAUAGCUCAGUGAACUUUCUCCAGCGGAGCACCCCCCUGUAGCCAGGACCUAUGAGAAGCAGGACAUGCCCCAGAAGCCCUUCUCAACUGUCACGUCACUCUUCCAAGGACAACUACUGGCCUGACUUUUUUUUUCUUUUUCUUUUUCUUUUUUUAAAAUUUUUUAAUGAGGAGAAAGUAAUUUUAGGUUUAUUUAUUUAAUAAAUUAAACACACGAAUUGAACCCAGGACCUUGUUCAUGCUAGGCAGGCACUCUACCACUGAGCUAUACCCUCCCCGACUUGGCCUGACUUCUAAUAUCAGACAUUAGUUUUGCCUGUUUUUGGCUUUUAUGUAAAUAGAAUCAGUCAGCAUGCGUUCUUUUUUGUCUGGCAUCUUUCACGCAGCUUUACAUUUGUGAGAUUCAUCUAUGUUGCAUGUGACUGUGGAUCUUUCCUUCUCAUUGCUGAGUAGUAUUCUGUUGUGACUAUGUUACAAUUUUUCUGUUCCAUUGUGGAUGCACUUGAGAAGUUUCCAGUUUGGGGCUGUUACAAAUAGUGCAGCUAUGAACAUACUUGCAUAAUAUCAUCUUUAUUUACCUGAGAGUUUUAUGGACUAAUUUCCACAAGUCCUUUCUAAAAUCAUGAACAUUGAAAAUAUAGUUUUAACUGUUCAACUGACCAGCCUAUACUCUUCAAAACUGCCAAAAUCAAAAGACACCAAGAAGGCCUGGGGAGCUGUUCCAGAUUAGAGGAGACUGAAGACUACGUGACAAUAAAUGCAAUGCAUGAUUCUGAAUUGGAUUCCGGACCAGGAAAAACAAUCACUAUAAAAUACAUGUUUGGGACAGUUGGCAAAUUUUAAAAAUGAAUGGUGGAUGAAUUAAUAUAUUUUGUCAAUGUUAAAUUUUCUGCUUCUGAUUAAAAAAAAUAUAUAUAUAUAUAUAGUUUCAAGCUAAUCAUGGAUAGCCUUAUUCUCCCCCCUUUAUCACUACCACCAUCAUGGUGGAUAAUUUGAAGUACACUUAAGUGUAUAUUUUCUUAAACUUAAAACAUUCCUAAGUAAUAUUAAUAGUGGAAGCAAUUGGAGCAUCCAGCUCUGAAGAGAACUUUUGAAUUAUUUAAUUUCCAUGCUGUCAGAGCAGCUGAAGAACCAGAACUGAAGAGCAACCAGUACGAAUUAUAAAAAGGCACCAGACUCCCCCACUGCUAGCUCUUUAAAAUAUCAGGCUUCCAUCUUCAUGGAGGAACUUGAGUGAAGUUUUCUGGGAAAAAAAAAAAAAAAAAAAAAAAAAAAACUUCUCCAGUGCCUGGAUCUUUUAUCUCCAGAAAUAUAAGACUUCCUGGGGCUAAGGGAUAGACCGACGUCAGAACACUAGUACCCCCCACCGCUCCUCACGCACGCGGACAUCAGUAAUUGUACACAGCACCGUUGUUGAGCUGCGUGGCACCUGAUGGUCUCUUACUCACUACCAAUCUCUUGGUGUUGUCCCAUUAGAUAAAAUCUAUUCGUAACGAUCUCACAUGUAAGUCUAAUUAUGCCCAAAUCCUGGUCAAGAAAAGAGUUAGGAAGCUGAGACACCAAAGAUUGGGAGCUGACGUCACUCAGGGAUGAAGACAGAAGUUCUCGGCAACACCAUUGAUAAGAUGUCUGCUCUGUGCUACACCAUCUACGUAAAUUCAGGUGUAAGGUGGAAAGGAUGCUAUCCUGGGGGAAGAGUCCUUUCUUAUUUCUAAUUCUAUUCUGCUACUAAUGACAAAGUGACCUUGGACAUUUGAUCUUUUCUCUUGGGCCUCUGCUUUUCCCACCUGAAAUAAAAAUAAUUAGAUGCUGUCAGUAGUGCUCAGCAAGAGAAGCAGAGUGUGUCCAAUGUUGCCUUACUCUUAAUCUGUUUCUAGUUAAGAACCAUUGGGUAGAAUCAUCUCAAAACUCCCAUAUAAAUGUUUGAGUCCAAUUAGACCACAUGAUAAUCCAAAGAACAAAGAUCAAAGUUUUGUUAAUUUGGGGUAUGUGCUGUUCUUAAGAGUUUUCUCAAAAACCUUUAUCAUUCCUGUCGUCACAGAUGUAAUUCUCCAAGUAGAUGAUAACUAUUACCUUGGAAAUAAGACUCCAACCCUGUCAAAUAUGGAAGGUCAGAAAGCUAUCAGGCUCCAGUCUCAAAAAUACAAGAUAAAAAUAAAUAUUGUUCAUACUGUU